GCAUUAUCUGUUCCGCUGACAUGGGCCGCUCCUCGAACUCUGGAAGAGCGGCGGGGGCGUCAUUGCCUCCUCCUACUCCAUUGCUCCCGCCACAUGUAUACUACAUCGACGCAGGAUUCUUGGCCGUGGGUACCUUGUUGCGCCCCGAUGAAUGGGUCAAGGACGAAUGCCGUAGUCACUGCAACAUUUGCAUGCAGCAGUUCCAUGCAUUUCGGCGCCGUCACCAUUGCCGCACAUGUGGCGAAGUGUUGUGCCACAGCUGCUCCAAACACAAGAAGGUUCGGCUGAUCAGGCUCAAUUACGAACUCGGUGUCCGCAUAUGUACUUUCUGCGUCAUGCAAGCUACAGACGCGACGCGAGAUGUCCGACAUCGUUCGAAGUCUUCCAUGGUGCGAGGACUAGCUGGUCACGCUGGGGAACCGUUGGGGGGUCGAAUCCUUGGACGUCAAGGAGGAAAAGAUGACAAUCAAGACUUACCUGACGUCGUCAAUGAAAAAUUGUCAAGCGUGUCGUGGCGCCUUACGUCACAAAUGAGCAUGUGUCCAGCAUGGCGAACGACCGGUGAAAGCACUGCAGCAAUGUCGAAAUUGGACUGCGAUCGACUGGCAGACACGUCUGCUCCAGACGACAGUACGAUGAACGUGCUGCUUCACCUCGUCGCGAAUUCGCUGUUCUGUCCCAUGGUGUGCAUCGGUCUCGUGGUCCCAUCUUUGUCGUCCGUCAGCGCCAGCAGUCAGUUCCAAGCCAGUUACGGCCUGCCUCCAACACUUUCUCCGUCGGACGUUUGCAGUAUCGUGUGGUCGAAAGGGGGCAAUAGCUCAGUCAUACUUCACGACACGUUAAAUGGUGAAGCGACCUGCCCCCCGGCAUUACUGGCGCACGAAAUUCGGUUUUUCGCCGGUGUUCCCAUUCUUGUGAAUGAGGUAAUGGUUGGCGUUGUUGUUGCCAUGGAUAUCGUACCUCACACGCAAACGAGCUUGGAGCAGCAUAAUACAUUGGACUCCGUCGCACGGAUUGCCGCGGAAGUGCUGGAAGAACGAGCCGCCUUCGCCGCUGGGACCAGCCACUGGCCAAAAGGCAACAGCUUCGAUGAGCUGAAGAACACAAGUCCGGUAUCGAUUGCACACAACGCAAGAGAAACGCCGCCAAAUCGAAGCGAUCCUGACGAAGUGGCUGUGGUUAAUUCGUUCGACUCAGUUACCUUGACCCCAUUCACAUCAUGGCCGGCGAGCGCAAAAAGAGGUACGCUUGUGACGACAGUGGGAAAUCGAUCGCGAUAUUCGAAUGCGACUCCAUAUGACCACGCGAUUCGUACCGCCAUGGUGUUUUAUCGCGCGCUGUUGCGAAGUGCCUGGGAACUCGAACGAGAAGUGGAUGGAACAAGGCUGUUUUCCCUCGAUGAACGCUACGAAUGGGGCUACUUGAAAGCUACCAAAGUCUUGACGGUGGGGGAUGGCAAAGUCGACUGGAACAAAGUCCUGGACCUUCGCCAAGCCAAAGUGUAUGGAGAUAUUGUUGCGUCGACGACAAAGCGCUCGUUGGUAGAUAUGCACACCACGAUCGAUGUCGUUGAGUUCCACACAGCUGCGUUGUCCCGUUCGUCGUCCAAACUACCUUCAGACAAGGUGCAAUUGCUCAGCCAUCAAAGACAGUACCCUGGCGGCACAUGGACCAUGCUUGCCAUCGACUUGUCCGACAUGCAGUUCGUGUUUGCGUGGCUUGUUUCCCCCCAUGCGGCCGGCCAGGUGCUGUUGUCUGUAAUCAUGCCAAACUUUGCGGCUGGACUAACCGACAUAUUGCUCGUUCGACUACUGGCACAAGUUCAAGAGGUGGACUCCUGCCUCACAAGUGAUUCCAGUCCAUUGAGACCUUAUUUAUCCGCGUAGGUGACGGCAAGCAUGGGCGACUUGAGGUUGAGUGCAUGCUCGGGAAGCGCAGAUAUAUUGGAAACCCGUGGCAUGAGAGCUUAUUCAUGCAGUGUGAUUCCAGCGUCGACAUCACUGCGCGACGAAAGUGAUGGCGCGACAACAAGGCAGCGGUCGAGGUUCUGGGAUCUGUUGGGCAAGACAAUUCUGACCCAGCAAUUGUUAUCCCAGCAACAAUCAAGCAUGAUGCAAACGCUGAACGAAAACGCCAACAAGCUCGAGCGAUUAUCUCAAGCUGUCAACCGCGUCGAGAGCCUGUUGGAAGCAAAGCCGUUAGAGCUGCUGCAUCGUCUCCAUAAUUGAUAUCGUCGCAAAUGUGCCAACAUAUGCAGGUUCCUGUCACUCUUGACUGAAAAUGAAUCGAGUGUAUUCGUUGCGGUGGAAAAGGCAGGUCGCCGGCAUGCACGAUCCCCUGUCCAUCAUCUCCGGAAGAGUCAGGGCUUCUCACGCCGUUGCGGAGAAAGGCGUCUGUUUCGUGAAGGUAUUGCUGUCGGUCCUUUUUCAUGGGUCGACCAACCGCGAAGAAGUGGCGAGGGGUUUCGGAAACACCAAGUCCAGGUCAAUCAUGACAUGGCACUCGUUGCGACGAAGUGUCCACGUGGAUCUUCCAUCACCCAUACGUCGUGGACGGGAGCAGCGGACGUCGCUACGUGUCCCGAGCAUGUUCAUUCUCACAGACGAGACAUCCGCGGCGUCGUCCCUUUCGUCCCUCGUGGCUUGUCGGGACAACAAAACGGCCAGAAAUUGCCGCUAAUAUUGAAACGCC
Aphanomyces invadans is the source of this 2691-nucleotide messenger RNA. RefSeq lists its product as hypothetical. Bases 21 to 1886 code for a protein of 621 amino acids. Lineage: Eukaryota; Oomycota; Saprolegniomycetes; Saprolegniales; Verrucalvaceae. Gene Ontology annotation, molecular function: metal ion binding. The transcript is spliced from 4 exons. The record is from RefSeq and is a predicted model, not a curated record.